AUGGCACCAACUCAAAGUACUCUGCGAUUUGAUUCAGGCUACGAGACUGACAAUAAUGGCCCACGCCGUUCAGGACGCAUCACUACUCCUGCACGUCUAGGACCCGGCAUGAUCUGUCCCCCAUCUGACAGCCGACAAUCCCUCGCUUCUUCAGCCUUUACCUUUUCUCUUACUAACGACAGCUUGACUGACAAGGGAAAAGGAAAAGGAAAGAGCAAGCGUGCUCGAUCCGAAUCCUUUGCUGAGCCUGCGAUUGACUCAGAUGCCGAGACCGACACACCUGAGAUUGUCAGCGGACCAACUCGAAGAGUGAUUCCUCCACCACGACGAAUUGGUGUAGGUAGUUCGAAUCAAGGGACAUCUAAGGUGUCAAAGAAGACCUCUGCAGUUUCUCGGCGCAGGGAUGAAGCUGAAGCCGAAUUGGCUUUAGCUGCUGACGCUGGAGUCGAACCUGAUCUCAAUCAAGACUCGGAUGAAGAGAAUCGACGUGUUCGUCAACGAAUUCAAGGUGCGAAUGGUCAAGAAGUUGAUGAAUAUGACCCACCUGUUAUAUACUUUGGGAAACCGUUUUGUCGACCAAAUGACGUAAGUUUCUUUUAUUUUCAUCAUUGUUUCAAUGAAAACUACUAA
This is a messenger RNA of Melampsora larici-populina 98AG31, 630 nucleotides long. RefSeq lists its product as uncharacterized. The transcript has 2 exons. Bases 1 to 630 code for a protein of 209 amino acids. The record is from RefSeq and is a predicted model, not a curated record. NCBI's taxonomy places the organism in Eukaryota, Fungi, Basidiomycota, Pucciniomycetes, Pucciniales, Melampsoraceae.